Molecule: messenger RNA, 3824 nt
Organism: Trichosurus vulpecula (common brushtail)
Lineage: Eukaryota; Metazoa; Chordata; Mammalia; Diprotodontia; Phalangeridae
Gene: VEGFA
Product: vascular endothelial growth factor A
Exons: 8
Coding region: 1039-1689 (216 amino acids)
Biological process (GO): positive regulation of mast cell chemotaxis; positive regulation of protein phosphorylation; vascular endothelial growth factor signaling pathway
Cellular component (GO): membrane
Molecular function (GO): chemoattractant activity; heparin binding; vascular endothelial growth factor receptor 1 binding
Source: RefSeq, a predicted model, not a curated record
GCGGAGAAACUGGGCCGAGCAGAGCCGGGUACAGACAGCGAAGAGAAAGGGAAGGACGAACGACAUAUUCCCCUGACUGCACAUUGCGCUUGACUGUUGGGGUUGCUCUCGUUUGCUUCUCAAAUUUUUUCACCGUCUUCUCUUUUUUUAAAUUUAUUUUUCGAUUGAUUCCCUCCUUUCUCACUACAAUCGGGAGGACUUUUUUCUGGGGGGAUUCCCCCCUUCCUUCUCCCUCAGAUCUCUCUGGAUUUUGGAAACCAGCCGAGGGGGAGAGAGAGAAAGAGCAAAGAGUGAGAGGGAAAGAGAGGAAAGUAAGUGACCUCGGGUUUUUUUUUAGGGAACGGACCGCAGAAAGAGGACUGAGCCCUGCCCCCCCAGCUUUGAGACCCGGGGACCCAGCGGCUCCGGGGCUGACACUUCCUCCGCACCACCGCCAGCAACCCCGCCAAACACCGACAAGAGGGGGGACCCUCCUCGCACGCACACUUUCCUUUCUCCCCGGCUUCUGACGGCGGCGGGCUCGGUUGCAAGAGAGCCGGAGCAGAACCCCGGUCAGCGGCUAGGGGCGGGGUGGAGGGUGCAGGGGUACGAGACUAUGCACUGAAACUUUUUGUCCAACUUUUGGGCUGUUCUCGCUCCGGAGGAGCCGUGGUCCGCGCCGGGAGCGCCGAGCCGUGCGGAGCGGAGAGCAGUGCUCGCUCGGGCCCGGAUCAGCAGCAGCAGCGGCGGCAGCUGAGGCGGCGACAAGAGGAGGAAGAAGAAAAAGAAGAAAACGAAGAGGUGCGGGGGCCGCGGGAGCGGCAGAGGCUCGGCUCUAGAGAGCCGGGCUCAUGGACGGGUGAAGCCUUAGAGAGUACCGUGAGCGCCCAGCCCGCUAGCGCGCCCCAGGCCCUGGCCCGGGCCUUGGCCCCGGGGGAAAAAGGAGACAGCGAAGAAGGCGCCGGGGGGACAAGGCCACCGACGCCGCCGCAGCAGAAGAGCGAGAGAAGGAGGAGAGGGAGUGAGAGCCUCACCGGCCCCGACCGGGCCUCCGAAACCAUGAACUUUAUGCUCACUUGGGUACAUUGGUGCUUAGCCCUGCUGCUCUAUCUCCAUCAUGCUAAGUGGUCACAGGCAGCACCUACCCCAGAAGAAGGAGAACGGAAAUCCACCGAGGUGGUGAAGUUUCUGGAUGUCUAUCAACGCAGCUACUGCCGGGCCAUCGAGACCCUGGUGGACAUCUUCCAAGAAUACCCAGAUGAGGUGGAAUUCAUCUUCAAGCCGUCUUGUGUACCUCUGAUGAGGUGUGCUGGCUGUUGCAAUGAUGAGGGGCUGGAGUGUGUUCCCUAUGAGGUGCACAAUGUCACCAUGCAGAUCAUGAGGAUUAAGCCUCACCAGGGCCAGCACAUUGGGGAGAUGAGCUUCUUACAGCACAGUAAAUGUGAAUGCAGACCAAAGAAAGAUGUCAAAGGAAAACAAGAGAAAAAAUCAAAUCGAGGAAAGGGGAAGGGGCAAAAGCGCAAGCGAAAGAAAUCCCGGUAUAAAUCCUGGAUCGUUCCCUGUGGGCCUUGCUCAGAGCGGAGAAAGCAUUUGUUUGUACAAGAUCCGCAGACGUGUAAAUGCUCCUGCAAAAACACAGACUCGAGGUGCAAGGCGAGGCAGCUUGAGUUAAACGAACGAACUUGCAGAUGUGACAAGCCAAGGCGGUGAGCCCCCUUCGGCAUUUCCAGAGCCAGACCUCUCAGACCUGGAAAAGAAAGAAUCAGAAUAAUUAAGAGAAACCAUAAGCCACCACCACCGCCACCACCGUCACCAACACUGACAACCCAAUGAUGAUGAAACUAACACUAAUCCAAAAGAAACCUUACAUGAAGGAUGAAGAGAGGCGCAUAGCACUUUGAGUCCGGAAGGUGUGACUCCAGCAGAAGCAUUCCCGGGCAAGAGACCGAGCAGGGGUCCCUCUUCCAGUUGGAUUGCAAUUCUGUUUUUCAUGCUGCUAAAUCAUGGAGCCAGGAAGAUUAGAGGGUUUUAUUUCUGGGAUUCCUAUAGACACACCCACACGCGUACAUGCAUUCAUAUAUAUAUACAUAUAUAAAAAUAAAUAUAUAUAUUUUAUAUACGCAUAUAAAAUAUAUAUAUUCUUUUUUAAAAUAAUUAACAUUGCUAACGUUAUUGGUGUCUUCACUGGAUGUAUUUGACUGCUGUGGACUUGACUGGGGAAAAAAAAUACCCACACAGAAUCCAGCUGGGGAAAGAUGGGAGCAGUGAUAUUGGCACGGCCACCUUCUUUUGGGGGAGGCCAGAGCUAUCUAUCUGUGCCUUCCACUCUGUCCCUCCCUGGCCUGCCUUGUCCUGCUGGCCCCAGGAAGAAUGACUGAACGAGAGGUCCAGCACCUGGAGGUUGAAUUUGAUGCCUGGCUCUGGGUUUUGAGGGCGUGUUGACACAUACCCAGCUGUGGCCCCCAUAUUUUACUCCUCUAUCGGAUUGCACCUUGGACCUGUCCCCUAGGUUGUUGUUGUUGUGGUUUUUUUUUGUUUUUUGUUUUGGGGUUGUUUUUUUAUUUUGGUCAAGUUGGGGGAGAGGGUUGGGAGAUGGAAGACAGGAAAGAAGCAGCAUGGUUAGGAGGAAUGGGGACCAGAGAAUGCUACAGUGCUGGGGUGCUCUCCAAACCCCCCUGAUAACAAGAUAUCUUAUCCCCUGGGUCUAAAUUGCCUGGGUGCCCUUCACACCACAGUGGAACAUUUCUGGAGAGGGAUAUUAUGAUGAGGUGGAGAUAGGGGGUGGUGCGUUUUAUGUGAUAAUACAUCCCUCUCCCCCAAUGCAAUCCCCUUCCCCAAACCUUUUCCCAAGGAGGAGAAGCUAUUCCCCUCUGUCUUCCUCUUGCUCACUGAGGCAGGCUCCAGAAGGCAGAGAUAAACCCUCAAGACUACUAAACCACUAGGAAGCUUCCCCCAGAGUGUUUGAGUUGGCUUGUCUGAAGGUAGGCAGGCACCAAGGGUGAAGGGUGAAGGGCGAAUGGGUGGCUGUGGGUGUGGGAGUGCUUCCCUGACCCUGGACCCUGACCUUGCCUCCCACUCCACAGUGGAUAGAGACAGAGCAGGAUCCAUAUGCCUGGUAUGGAGGCAGAGAAAAGAAAAGUGUUUUAUAUUACUUAUUUAAUAUCCCUUUUUAAUUAGAAAUUAAAACAGUUAAUUUAAUUAAAAGAGUAGGGCUUUUCAGUAUUCUCGGUUAAUAUUUAAUUUCAACUAUUUAUAAAUAUACCUCUUUCUCUCUUUCUCUCUUACUCUUUUUUCUUCUAUUUGUAUUUUUUUUGGGGGGGAAUAAAGUUCAUGUUUCCAGUAUCUCCCCACCUUGACUGGGGCGGGGGGACCAUUGGCGAUGGUCAGUAGCAUGCCCCGAACAGAUAUUUAAUUUUUCUAACACUUGCCCCUCCCCAUUUUCCCUGCUCCCCCCACACAUUCCUGUUGAAAUAAGGUUUCAAUAUACAUCUACAUACUAUAUAUAUAUUUGGCUACUUGUGUUUGUAUAUAUAUAUAUAUAUAUAUAUAUGUUUAUGUAUAUAUGUGAUUUGGAUGAAAUAGACUUCGCCAUUCUGUUUUUUUUUAUAUGUAAAAAACAAAAUAAGAAAAAAAUAGAAAAUUCUACAUACUAAAUUUCUCUCUUUUUUAAUUUUAAUAUUUGUUAUCAUUUAUUUAUUGGUGCUACUGUUUAUCCGUAAUAAUUGUGGGGAAAAAAAGAUAUUAACAUCACAUCUUUGUCUCUAGUGCAGUUUCUUGAGAUAUUCCGUAGUACAUAUUUAUUUUUAAACGACGGCAGCAACAACAAAAAUACAGCUAUAUCUUAA